Molecule: messenger RNA, 4398 nt
Organism: Calliphora vicina (urban bluebottle blowfly)
Lineage: Eukaryota; Metazoa; Arthropoda; Insecta; Diptera; Calliphoridae
Product: BTB/POZ domain-containing protein 7
Exons: 5
Coding region: 964-4101 (1045 amino acids)
Biological process (GO): morphogenesis of a branching epithelium
Molecular function (GO): protein binding
Source: RefSeq, a predicted model, not a curated record
UUUUAUCGAGGGGUGUUUAUAUUUUUUUUCUUCUUCGCUAGUCAAGUGAAAUUUUCUUCUUGUGAAAAAAUGUGAAAUUUUCAAGGAAAUAUUGUUAAGAAAAAUAUUAUAAAAUAAUAAUAAGAGUGCUAAAGGUGCAUUUAUUUCAAUAAAACACAAAAUGUUCCACAUAAAAAGCAUAUAAAAAGCAAACGUAAUCCAAAAAGGCUGCUUAAAAAAUUGUGUAAAAAAAUUACAAUAAAGAAAAAAAAUCUCCAACAAGAAUUAAGGAAAAAAUCAAAAAAAGAAAAAAGUAUUUAUGCGUGUAUGUAAAAUAAAAGGAAAAUAUAUUGUCGAUUAAGGUGCUGCGCCUAUUUUUCUAUUUACCAAAAUAGAGUUAAUUUAAUAAGGAAUUUAAUUUUCAUAAAUAAAUUAUAACCAGUAAAAGAAAUCUAAGCAAUACCUGAAAAAAUAAAAUGUUAAAAGAAGCAAGCAAAUAAUAAAAAAUACACAAAAAGUGUUUUACAAAAGAAAAUAAAAAAAAAAAAAAAAUGGUGACAAGUGGAUUGUAGAAAAUCAAGCAGAGCUGAAGAAAUACAAGAAAAAAUAGGAAAAUCAACAGAAAUUGAAAAUGUCAAUUUCAUUUAACAAAAUCUAACAUAUUAUUUUCAUUUAAAAGACUAACAUUCAAGAAAACUGUACCAUAAAAACAGCGAUAACCAUGUUAAUAUUGCUUUUAUAGUUGCUACUUUUUCUAGAAAAAUAAACCCAAUUAAAGUUUAAAUUCAAAUUAACACAAACGAGAAAAGAAAAAAAAAUGUUUUGAUUAGAAUUUAAGUUUUGCAACACAAGCAAAGUGUGUGGAGAUUAGAAACCGCGUUUGCUCUAAACAAACAACAAACUACGUCAUAAGGUUUUCUAAUCUCUUGCUGACUGCAUCAUCAACGCACCACAAAAUAGCCAACAACAAUCAACACACUCACAAUGGGUGCCAAUGCAUCGACUGGCAAUUAUCCGCCUGUAAUGACAACAUCACAAGGUCAUUCAUCUGGCGGUGGUAUGCCACCGGGUGCAAGUACUAGUUCAAGUUUAUUACUGCCCAGCACAGGGGCCAAUUCAUUGCUGUCCGCCUCUCUGGGUGGGCCAGGCGGUGGUGGUCCCCAUUUUCGGGAACAACGACGCAAACGUGUUACGGGUUUUGCCACCCUCAAGCGUAAAUUCAUAAGACGACGGCGUUCUUCAAAAGCCUGUGAUCAUGCAAGAGUGCUGAGAGAUUUUGUUUCGGACUGGACACCGCUAGAGUUGGCGGCAUUGUGUGAAGAAUAUGAAGCAUUGGCCGCUUUAAGAGAUUUAUCGAUGCAAGCCGAGUUGGCUCGUCCACCUGCUACCACUUACAAACAAGAUCUUGCUGCUCUUUUUGAGACGAAGACUUGUACAGACUGUGAUCUCGUCUUCCGUGGCGCCAUAUUUCCCGUGCACCGCUGCAUACUCUCAUCUCGUUGCACCUACUUUCGUGAUCUUUUAGCCGGUUGUCCCGGCUUCGGAGCUCGUAUUUGUCUCGAGCUACCCACCUCACCCAUUGAUGUUCAAAUGUUUGCCUCCCUACUGCGAUAUCUCUAUACGGGGGACUUGUGUCCCCACGAUGCCAGCAUGGAUAUUGGUUUGCUGCGCCAGCUGGGUGACGAUUUUGGUACACCCAAUCCCCUGGAACAUGAUUUACGUUAUCUGCUUGAAACGGGAGAUUAUGCUGAUGCUGCAUUGGUUUUUACUUCCGAGAAUGGUGGAGGCGGUGGUAUUAGUGGCUCCUCAGCAAUGGGUGUUGUGGGUUUGGGCAGUGAAUACAAUCGUCCGGAUUCGGGGAAUUCAGAAUAUGGGUUUCGGCCGAAACUGGAAUUACCUUGCCACAAAGCUAUAUUAAGCGCGCGAUCGCCUUUCUUUCGGAAUCUCAUAGCUAGACGAACACGUAAUAUGGAUGCUGAAUAUGCAGAGCGUGCUUUGCAUGUGCCGACACGUAUUGUGUUGGAUGAAACCGUGAUACCAAAACGUUAUGCUCGUGUUCUUUUACAUGCCAUUUAUUUGGAUACCGUAGACUUAGCAUUAAUUUUAAGGGGAGCAAAUUCGGGAACAGCAGCGGCUGGUUCGCUGGGUGAAGUGCAUGCAUUGACGGCUGGUAGAACACGGCCAACGCCUCUAGAGGAGGCUAUGGAACUAUAUCAAAUUGGUAGAUUUUUAGAAUUGGAUAUUUUAGCACAAGGUUGCGAAGAUCUCAUAUUGGAGUGGCUGACAUUAGAUACUCUGCCAACGGUGCUCAAAUGGGGGAGUCAGCCCCAUGGUUCUGCGUGGGUUUUCCGCCAAGCUUGCCAAUAUUUACGCGAAGAAUUCUCUGCAGUCAUCUCAUCACCUGUUUUGCAUCAACUCGAUAAAUCGCAACUCAUACAUGUUUUACAAUCUAAUUUUUUACAAGCUUCCGAAUUGGAAGUCCUACAGGCUGUACUCAAAUGGGGAGAACAAGAACUCAUACGACGCAUGGAAGAUCGUGAACCCAAUCUAUUGUCGCACACUGCCCAUUCGGUAACAAGAAAAGGUGUCAAGAAACGCGACCUUAGUGAUGUAGAACUCAGAGAAAUUCUCUCUGAUCUUUUGCCCUUAGUGAGAAUGGAUCAUGUUCUACCGCCAAACAGUGAAGUGCUGGCCCAGGCAAUACGUAGGGGUCUAGUGAGUACACCGCCUUCUCAUAUGAUCGGUGACGAACGGGAGAAUUUACGUAUCAAUGCCUGGAUUAGGGGAGGAAAAAAUCAGGGUCUGUUCGUAAGACCACGCCUGUUUAUGCCAUAUUUUGAAGAAGUUAAAGCUUUGCUGGAGGAUCGCAUGACUUCGUCACAUCAUCAAGCUGAACUGAUGAGAAUGCGACGUUCUCGACAAAUGCCUGACAUACCUGAUACUCUGUAUAUGGUUUCUAGAAUGAAUGCAGCUUCGAAUAGUGGUGUCGGCAAUACCGGUGUGGGUACGGGCACGGAUACUGUAGAUAUUCUAGCUGCUGCCGCUGCUAUACCACCUCCCGAUACACAAACCUUGGCCGCUAUGCUGAAACGCGAACAUAAACUUAGGCAAUCACCCAUGUGCCAGAGGGCUUUACAUCUGCCUCUUUCGUCCAAACAUGAAAUCGAUAGACAAAUACGUUUACGUGUAGUUAGAGAGUUUAAUCUACCCGAUGCUGUAUCGGAUCUACUAGAGACAUCACUACUCAGCAAUACCCGCAAUGUUCAAGAUGAAGUACAAAAUAUGGCCGAUUCGACGACCACGGUACAGUCCGUAGACGACUGCUGUUUGCUGGAGGACGAUGAUCAGUCGCCACCACCCUCGCCAGCAGCGGCUUCGGCCGGCUCAGUACCCAGACACUCGGCCAUGGGCGCUAGUUAUCUGUCGUCUUCGGUGGGCUCUAAUGCGGGCUCAACGUCAUGUGGUGCUGCCUCAACGUCGGGAGCCGAUGGUUUACCUGCCUGCUAUACCAGAAAUUUAACAUUCCCACGACAACAUGCCGCCGGUUUGUUGGGCUUAGGCUUUGGUUCUGGUGUGGGCAUGGGCUCAGGUCUGCCACACAAUUUCGCUAGACUUUCAGCGUCAGCACAUCAUCGCAAUGACUUGCCUGCCCUCAUAACCGAAGGUGAUUAUCGUGGUUUUGCACAUGGCAGUGCAUUGGGACUGGACAUGGGCGGCGCUGAGGGUGGUGCCAUGGGUUGUUCGGAUGGCCCAAAUGCUGGCCAUCUUUCGGAUAUGAUGCCGGAUGUUGCCAUGGCCACAGCUUCGUUGGGCCAACUUCAUUUAGCUAAUGCUAGUAGUUCGGCUAGUAGUACGAACGAUAUGCCCGAGUCUUUGCAAUUGGAUUUGGGCGAUGGUUCCUCCCAUAUGAUGGGUGCUGGAGGAGCGGCAGCAGCAGCGGGACCAAUGGGAGGUUUGCGGGGACUACAGCAUCAGUUACCUCCAAAUAGCUAUCAUCAUUUUAUGCAACGUUCAAAUUCACCCUUUGAUGUCCUUCGUCAGGGACAACAUUCACCGGCACCUGCACCACAACAACAUCCACCACCUGGGACGUACAAUACAGGACCACCACGUUUCUUAUAGAGUUUGCGUGUGGCCCCCGAUGAGGGCCUUUAUUUUAGCAUGCCUUUUUAAUACAAAACAAAACCAACAAACAAAAUUAAACAAAUAACAAGCACAAAAAAACAUUAAAAAAGUAAUGAAACAAAUAAAACAACCUUAAAAAAACUAAACCACCACCAAACACCCCUUUUAUUAUGAUUAUUAUUAUCUAAACUACUAUAUUAACAAGCUAAAAUAAAGUACACGCGCUCAAUUUACUCUAUAAGAAUUAGAAAUGUCUUCUAAAUCUGUUACUGUAACAUAAAAACUUUAGUUUCA